Populus euphratica (Euphrates poplar) is the source of this 1138-nucleotide messenger RNA. RefSeq lists its product as uncharacterized. The record is from RefSeq and is a predicted model, not a curated record. Bases 568 to 1059 code for a protein of 163 amino acids. The transcript has a single exon. NCBI's taxonomy places the organism in Eukaryota, Viridiplantae, Streptophyta, Magnoliopsida, Malpighiales, Salicaceae.
GAAUUGGAUCAAAGAAUUAGCUUGUCACAGUAUCCAAUCAUUAGUUUGGUGGAGUCUUCAGUGAGCUCUGCUCCAUUUCUCCCACCUCUGUAUGUGCUGUACUCCUUCAUAAACAAAAAUGGAUACAUUUAUUUAAACCCUAACAAAAGCAAAUGGAAGGGCUUCCCUUAGGGUGACUUGACUGUGCUUAACAGGUUUGUCCAUAUUCCUAUUUUUCCAUUUCCUUGCAGGAACGUGUCCGCUUUGCACACCUCAAAUCCUCAUGAUAGCACAAAUAAUUCAUGCAACUUCCUGCUUCCCUGUGAGGGGAGUAUGUGAUCUUCCAUUGAAUAUAUAUUACGACAACUUAACCAGCAAUGGACAUGGACGCUUCCUCUCCUUUUCAACUACCAUCAUGCAUGACAAACUGGCUAAUUUCGAGAGACACCAUCAACCUCGAAUGAUCAACUUCUCCAUCUGUUUAUCACCUUUGAUACAUAUUUGAUCACUUCAUGUUAAAGAAAUAGGCACCCAUUUCCAUUUCUCUCUCUCUCCCCCUCUCUUCCUCUUUCUUUUUUGUAUCUUAUAAUGGGGAAUGCAACAUCUUGUGCUCCGUCAAUCAUCUCAUCAAAUGGAGUAGUGAAAGUCUUGUUCUCUGAUAAUGGCAACUUGCAAAUCUACACGAAGCCAGUUAAAGCAGCAGAGCUCAUGCUAGAGAACCCUGGACAAUUUGUUUGUGAUUCUACAAGUCUAAAAGUUGGUUGUAGAAUACAUGGUCUAUCAGCUGAUGAUGAGCUAGAGAGGCGCCAACUCUACUUUGUUUUGCCCAUGGAGCUUCUCUACUCGGUGCUAACACAUGAGGAACUGAGCUCUUUCACAUAUAAGGCUACCAAGGCAUUGAAGUAUAACAAUUUUGGCAAGAUUUUUCCAGUCCUCAGUGAGUUUUGCAUUUUCCUUUCAGAAGGGAAAACAAUGGGUAGUAUGGUCACGGAGCCACAGCCUAUGGAGAGGUAUUCCAAGCAAAGAUCAUGGAAGCCUGCCUUGGAAACCAUUGUUGAAACUCCUUGUAGGCGGCCUUGAUCAGCGUGUAUGGUUUUUCUUUAUCUUCUUUCAAUUUCCUUCUUCUUCUUUUUUGGGAUUUUUUUUGCUGACAUUUCGA